AUGUCUCACCAAGGGCCUCCUAGGCCUUUUCGCCAUAUCGCUCCAAGGACCUUGCUAGAUACUCCAACAGCGAGACCUGUCGCUGAGGAGAGUAAGAUCCGGAGAGCAUCAACAGCUUGCGCAGAGUGCAAACGACGUCGGACUAAGUGUAGUGCAAAAUUGACCGGCGCCCCUUGUUCCGUAUGCGCGCUCCACCACCGAGAUUGCAUCAUCGACAAGGAUGCCGACAAACGUCGUAAGGUUGCGCAAAAACGUCUCGAGGAGGAUUUGACAUACUAUCGCGAAUUUGUGGAGCAGCUGCUAGAGGCCCUUCGGCACGGCAAGCGUGCAUGCAUCGACGCCAUCAUCAACGUCAUCCGGUCGGGAGCCACGCUGGAGGAGAUACGCUUGGUCGUCGCCCAAUCACUGGGUCAUACGAACGAGGUCGAUGGCCUUGAGAAUACGGUUCCCGAUCUCAAACAGCCGGAUGGCGUAUCUGUGAAAUCGUCUCCCGAUGCUGGGCUGAGCGCGAUUUUGAAUAAUGAUUCAUGA
This is a messenger RNA of Aspergillus thermomutatus, 531 nucleotides long. RefSeq names its product Zn(II)2Cys6 transcription factor domain-containing protein. The record is from RefSeq and is a predicted model, not a curated record. Gene Ontology annotation, biological process: regulation of DNA-templated transcription. The coding region runs from base 1 to 531 and encodes 176 amino acids. Gene Ontology annotation, molecular function: DNA-binding transcription factor activity, RNA polymerase II-specific; zinc ion binding. The transcript has 2 exons. NCBI's taxonomy places the organism in Eukaryota, Fungi, Ascomycota, Eurotiomycetes, Eurotiales, Aspergillaceae.